AGUCUUGGCAACACCGUACCGACAGUCUGCUGGCGACCCAACGAUUGUGCGGACAUAUGUUCUCGUACUAGUGCCACAUACGAACAAAAUACCGCGCUCCUAUAGUUUACCGUUAGCCAUGAUCCAAUGUGAUAUAACACACUCGUGAUAUUUGGAUUUACACUGAGAUUAUACAAUCAUCAACCUGGCACCCAUUAGUAAGAAACUCGGGUCCGGCUCUGCUAGCAAAAGCGGAGCCGGAUCUUUUGGCAAAAGUGGAGCUGGAGGUCUUGGGAAAAGCAGUUCCAGUGGAUUCGGCAAGACCUCUGGCAGCAAGAUUUCCAGUGGCAAAUCUUCCAGUUCAACACCAAAACUCCCAAGUGGACUGGGAUCAAGUUCUAGUGGAAAAACAUCAUCUUUCUUUGGAGCCAGUUCAUCCAAGAACUAUGGCGUAUCAUCGCUUAGUCCACCUAAGAGCAAUACUAGCAAAGCUGGCUUCGGCAUAAUAUGGAUCCCUACCAAGAAACAUAAUAAAAAGAAAGAUGUUGUUUACAGCGGUGUCAACGAUUCCUACCCUAAAAAGAAUUACGAAAGAUCGCCUACAAUGUACAGAAUUAUGUCUGGAGAUUCACCUGAUUACCAGCUGCACAAGAAAAAAGAAGGGGAGACUGAUUUGUUGAUGCCGGAGAGGACAAAAGCACCAAUUGCAAGCAUAGCUAGUGCUGGUACAGCAUUAGCUGCUACGGAUGUGCCAUCAGACAGUACUAUUACUGCAAAUGCUGAGGAGAAACAAGAAUUUAUUAGACAUGACAAGAAAGAAGAUAGCAAAGAAGCUGCAGGAGACACAAACAUUAAAGAGCCUAAAAGUGACAAGAGCGAAGAUUACCUUGAAGAUGACAAGCUGACAAAUAAAUCGGAAAAGAUUGAUAAUGAAACUGAGAAGUUUGUGGACAAGGUAGAUAGUGUGUAUCUACGACCACCGCCACCCCAUAAGGCCCGUUCAACUGCAUCUACGGUCGAGGAAGAAGACUGCGGCAUCAAGUGCCUCUACUACACCAUCCAGUGUUGUGAUUGUGUCCUCAUGUAAGGUACACCCACAUAUACCAUGUCUCAGUAUGCUCAUAUAGUUAUAGAACAUUAUCUCUAUGAAUAUUCCAUGAUUUUUUAUAAAUGAACUACUCAUAGUCAUACAUAAAGAAACUUGAAUAUUUGCUCACCCCACAAUAUGGUGUAGUCUGAAUAAAUUUUAUAUUUGGCUAAGAAUUAUACAUAUAUUUUUGCAACAAAAAGUAUUAAAUGCUCGUGUCUAAAUUGCUUUAUUUAGAACAUAAGAUUUUUGGCUUUACAAUGAAUUUAACUUUAUACUAUUAUGAUAAAAUUUGGGGUAAGAUUUUAUAUACUGUCUGAGACCAUCGUAGACUCAACAUGCCAUUAUUAUCAUAUAUUUUCGUAUUGUGCAAAAUAUUGCAUUCCACUAUGUUCCAAGUAUGUGAUAAGAAAUAUAUUUUUCUACAAUUAAUAUACAAAAAUUGUAAUAAUAUUAUUUAGGUACUAAAGAGAGUGAUACUUUUAGUAAUAUGACAAAAGCCUUGUCUUCUCUAUUACAUAGUACUCAUAGUAGCACAAAGACUGCAUUUUGAAUCACUCUACAUUGUUUUAAAUUAUUAUUGAUAGUGUAUUUAGAUAACAGGUCGUUGUAACAAUAAAAUAAAUACUCGAAGAUAAAUUUCCAAGUUAUGAUUAUCAAUAAAGUAAAUGAUUGUGUUUUUAAAUUGGAUAAAUGUUUUAAACAAAUUAUUGUCCUGCCCAGUUCUCUUGAUCUUAUAAAUUGUAAUCUGUAUUAGCUAGUGCAGCUUUUAUAAUUCUGUAGUUUUACUAUAAUUAAGUUGUAGUGUUAGUAACUUUUUAUAAUUCAUAAAAAGCCUUGUGCCAACGUCCUUCCAUAUCGAUGAUAAGUCUCUAUAGCAAGGAGUAUUGAUAUAAUUUAUUAUAAUCUUGUGGUAUUUAAGAUUUCUGUCUAUUUUAAUAUCUUGUAUAUCUUAUUAUUCCUAUGUGUAUCCAGUUUCAUACUGUACUGUAGUUUAGAUUUAGUAUUUGCUGUAGUGGUAUGUCUUUUCUUCCUCUUCUGGUCAAGCAAUACCAGUCAUUGUUAGACCACAAUGCCGCUAUUUUAAGUCUUUCUUAAUAUGAAUUUACCAAGAGUAAUGAAAAUCUUUAUAUUUUUGACGUUAUAUUUUGUCAACUGUUGCUAAAACUAAGGCAUUAAGACUUUCUGUAGGAGCCUAUACUUGGUAUAAUAAAUAGACUGUAGAUUUAUAAAACAUGUAUUUAUAAAAAGUGUACACAUUUGUACAACUAAUAAAAAAUAUCUCAAAA
Messenger RNA from Spodoptera frugiperda (fall armyworm), 2355 nucleotides. RefSeq lists its product as uncharacterized. The record is from RefSeq and is a predicted model, not a curated record. The coding region runs from base 584 to 1066 and encodes 160 amino acids. The transcript has 4 exons. Lineage: Eukaryota; Metazoa; Arthropoda; Insecta; Lepidoptera; Noctuidae.